CGCUGUCUGUGAGAGACCCAGGCAGCAGACACACACACACCGACACACAGACUCAGUUAAGACAGGGAAACAAACAGUUUGCAGUUUCUUUGGAUUACUUCGUGUAGUUUCGUCGAGCAGUCGAACAAGACGCCUGUUGAGUACGUCGCUAACAUUCCUUUGGAUAUACUGCCACCGGGGAGCUGCCCAGGGGCUCGGCGGCGCUACAGGUGAAAGAGGCCAAAUGAUACAAGUUUUGAAAAUCUUGGAAUCCUUGGAGAACAAAGAAGAUAACUCUUUCCUUGUAACCCGCCCUUCAAGUUCCUUGCUACAGUUUCUUAAAAUCCUGCAAGUUAGAAGACUGGGAUAUUUAAGUGCAGAGUAACCCUAAAAUAAUCCAGAUCCAGGCCAAAAAAGGAAUCCUGUAAACCACCUUAAUGCUUGUCUUGGACUUCGGGAAAAGAAAAGGGAAAUACAUGUGGCUUAUAAUAUUGCAGCCUCGAUUUUUAGAAUAUCUAGUGAAGUGUUUAGGUGGCUAUGAAUGACUGGAUGUUAACCCUUUAGGGUGUUGCAGUUUUAUUUAUUUAGUUUGUUUACUACAGGGUAUUCAAACUGGCUUUGUUUUUAAAGCAAUGGUAAAAGGCUGAGGGGGAAUAAUUGCUACUGCUCCAUUUUUUUUCUGUCCUAAAAUGUUCUAAGGUGACACCCCCCAGACCAUUGGUCACUUGAGUGUCCAACCCCCCUUUUGCACUGUGAUGAUUAAGACUGUAUAAAGGAAACCAGUGGAAGCUGGUGCAAGUGUAAUGUGAUUUAACUGGUAGCUGCGUGUACCCCUUCCCCACCCCUUUUACUCAUUGAUUGUUCUUCUUUGAUUCAUGAGGUGAACCACAGGGCUCUGGCUGUUUUAUCAAAGCAGCGCUCCUUUUUUCUUUUUUUUUUUUCUUUUCUUUUCUUUUGAUAUCUCUGUAUGUCUAUAGAGUGUAAAAUGAGUAGGUAAAGGAAGUUAUAGGGAACAAGUGCUAGCACAGAGUGCAGCCGCCAGGUCUUCAGGAUCUGCUCUGGCUAUCGUCAUCCAGAGAACUGUGUAUCCAACGCUCAGGCCUUUACAGUACAAAAGGCAAGGAGUUAAGAGCUGGAUUUCAGAGCCUCUAACUCUGGAUUCUGGCCAUGAGGUUUGAUGCCUCACUCCACUGACUGGAGUCACUGAACCUAAAUGGCGCAGCAUGACUUUGUUCCUGCCUGGCUUAACUUCUCAACCCCUCGGCCUGUCAAGUCCCCUGCAGUCAGCUUGGAGAAACAUGGAGAACAUGUGUCCCGUGGUGACGGCCGACAAGCUGUAAAUCGCAGACGCCACAACUCUUCAGAUGGAUUUUUCAACAAUGGUCCCCUUCGUGCUCCUGGAGUAGAUGUUUGGCAACAGCCAUCCCUUCUGCGGCAUGACUCUGUGGAUUCUGGGGUCUCAAAAGGCCCCCAUGUUGGACUUGUCAGUAGCCAGGGCUGGAAGGAGAACAACUCCAGUUGGCAUAGCACAGCACGAGAGCCUAUGAAUCAGCACCAUCGCAGUGGAGGGGAACGGUUGGCCAGCCAUAGACAGUGGAAUGGGAAUGUUCACCCUCGGAAGUCUGCAGUCUUCCAGGAGAAGCCACCUCCAGAAGCCAGGGAAGAGAAAAGGGACAUCAAGGAGGACAAGCUGAAGUUUAUGGAAGAAGAUUUUCCUUCUCUAAAUCCUGAAGCUGGAAAUCAGAUCUCUCACAACAAGCCCAUGGGAACUCCUGCAGGGGUUUGGGAGAACCCUCCUAGUGCCAAGCAGACAGUGUCCAAGAUGCUGGUCAUCAAAAAGGUUUCAAAAGAAGACCCGUCUGCAGCUUUCUCUGCUGGGUUUGCAGUUACACAACCGAUUCUUGCCAAUGGAAACAAAAUCCCCAUUGUUGGGCCCAGUGUCUACAAAAACCUUGUACCUAAAGUAACAGCACCUUCAGCUAAGGCAGGCCCAUGGAAACCCAAUGGACGGGAAAGUAAAUCUUCUUUACAUUUCUCGGGCCGGGACACCAUCUUGACUAGCCCCGUAACUGUGACCAAGCCUUUGGCCCAAAUUAGCAACUCCAGUCAUGUGUCUCCGAAAGAGCAAACACCUCCUGGCAACUCCAGUACCACGCCACCUGUGGAUAUCAACCCUCCACGCCUUGUGAAGCUGAUGCGUCGCAGUGACAAAAAAAGCGAGUUCCUGAAAACUCUAAAGGAUGACCAGAAUGGGGAUGCAUCUGCUUGCCACAGCCCUACUGCACAGGAGGAGGGUGAAAGUAGCACACCAGAACCAAAAGAUUACCGAGAAGGAAUCUGCUAUCACAAUGGCCUUUCACUGUCUGCCAUCGAUUCAGACUCUGAGCAUCUUUCAAGUUCCCUGGAAGCAGAGCACAGGUUGCUCAAAGCUAUGGGGUGGCAGGAGCACCCUGAAAAUGAUGAAAAUUAUCUGCCUCUGACCGAGGAUGAGCUUAAGGAAUUUCAGGAAAAAACAGAACAGUUAAAGAAGAAUAGCUCGGGACAGAGCAGCUCCCUUUUGAAGCCCCGUUCUCUGCAUCUUGGACCCUGGAGAAGCACUUUGAAAACUGAAAUGGAUGAGGGCUCUGAAUCAGAAACGAGCAGUAGCAGUGAGACCUCAGAUGACGAUACUUAGCAGCAAGACCUCAGAUGACAAUACUUGUGACUUUAGCAGAAGAGCAAACUUGGGGGCUGGGGGUGUCAAAAGUUGAGCUUUUUUUUUUUUUAUUUUUUUUUUUUUACUUUACAUAAUACACUGUUAAUUUUUUCAUGCACAAGGGAAAAAUCAUCUAGUGAGUUUUUUUUUUUGUCUUGUGUACAGCUUUUUUCCCUUUUUUGGGGGGUGGGGAGCCUGUUUUCCUUUAAGCUUGAUUGGGGGCUAAUUUAAAAAGACGCUCUUUCACCUCACAGAAGCUAAUCGAAUUAAUGGCCCCAAACACCAAAGCUGUGCUUGGAAAAUUGUUUUUGGAACCGUUGAUAAGUAGAGAGCUGCCUCACGUGUCAGGAUGAGGACUAAUGGUGUUACAGUGUUUUAGUAUGUGUGUGUCACCAGAGAGGAUUUUAAUCAGUGCUCCUUCUGGAACAUUCACUAGGCUCAUUUGGCACAGCUGUAAAUUGCAGAGGGAGGGAAAAGGUUUUUUUUUUUUUUCUUUUUUUUUUCUCAUCCUUGCACCCGUGUUCCUGAAGCCUUGAUAUUCAGGGUGAACUGUAAAAUAAAAAAAACAAAUAAAAUUUUGUGAGUUUUCAAAGCUUAUUUUGAUAACAUUAUUUACAGAUUAAAAAGGAGAGUUGCAAAAAUUUCUGUAUUAGGAAAUAACUACUGCAUCAGAAGUCAAAUCUUUGGAAUAAAUAUUUUGCAUCCGUUUGCCA
Molecule: messenger RNA, 3387 nt
Organism: Polypterus senegalus (gray bichir)
Lineage: Eukaryota; Metazoa; Chordata; Cladistia; Polypteriformes; Polypteridae
Gene: gpbp1l1
Product: GC-rich promoter binding protein 1-like 1
Exons: 12
Coding region: 1193-2653 (486 amino acids)
Biological process (GO): positive regulation of DNA-templated transcription; DNA-templated transcription
Cellular component (GO): nucleus
Molecular function (GO): DNA binding; RNA binding
Source: RefSeq, a predicted model, not a curated record